Molecule: messenger RNA, 1723 nt
Organism: Ruditapes philippinarum (Manila clam)
Lineage: Eukaryota; Metazoa; Mollusca; Bivalvia; Venerida; Veneridae
Exons: 5
Coding region: 120-662 (180 amino acids)
Source: RefSeq, a predicted model, not a curated record
GGAAAUAUCACGACGAAACAGAAAUAUUAUUAAACUAAACUUGGAACCAAAUUGCUAGAAGGCAUGAUGAAGAUUACAAGUGCUUUGUUCGUACACUUAAUAAUCAGUCUUUAAAUCAGAUGCAAGGAAAUGAAAGCACACUUGAAAACAUCGUUGGGUUCAGACGUCUAAAUGUUCUGGAUGGAUAUUCAUGUCCAGUAAACAAUACAAUCAAAGUCGAAAACCAAGAAAAUAAACUUUUGUGUUUGAUUCUUUGUUCCAAACUGAGCUCAUGCAAAGGUGUUUACAUUUUACCGGACUCUAAAGAAAGAUGUGUUAUGUGCUCUGCAACCUUUUUCACUAUUGACAUCAGUCAAGAGAUAAGUACAACACGUCAGUUUUACAAACGUAUCAGGAGAUCGAGAAACAAUGUAACGACCUCUGGAGUUUCUGCAUACAGUUUUGCAAAAGAACAAUUGAACUGGACCAGUGCAGAGGAAAAUUGCAAAAGUUACGGAGGACAUUUGGCGAAGAUUAUCUCUGAUGAAGAAAAUGAGUAUGUAGUUAAUGUUAGUGCAUCAUACCAAUAUGGGAUCUGGAUAGGUGGAUACGGAGUCGGCGGGCCGGUUGACACAUUCAGAUGGUGGGAUGGGUCACGUUUAGUUGACGGAUAUGACAAUUGAAGUAAAGGACAACCUUGGACAAAAGAACCUGAUCCGACGUGUAUUGUCUUAUUUAAGACAGCAAAUGGACAAUGGGGAGAUGAGGAUUGCAAUGGCAAAAGGCGUGGUGUAUGCAAAUUUGAGUAAAUCACAACAUAAUUUAAUUAUUCUGGUACUAACUUAAUUAAAAAAUGUAAGCAUUUUAUUCAUGCAUAUUAUAGAUUCUUACACGCUUCACACUAUUCCCAAAUUAUAAAGAAAGGACAAUAAAGUGUAUUAUUACAUGCUUACACGUCAUAUGCCGUUAUUAAUGACGUCAAUAGACCAAAUGACGUCAGGAAAAUUAUUAAGCCGCUCAAUGUAGUUCAAAAAACUUUGAUCAAUUCUCUAUUUAUAAGCAUGUUAGGAUUGAAAUAGACAUUGGUUUUUCUUGCAUUACAGUUUAAUAAUGCAUGGCUCAAAGUUAUAAAAUUCAUAUCUAUUUCCUAAUUAUUGAUUUGCACAUUUUAGAUCUAAAUCAAGUUGCUAUACAUCAAGGUAAUUUGUAUAUAUUGGCAGACAUGAACGAUAGCAUUUUGAUUAUGACAGCAUUCAUAAUUAAAGAUAUACUAUCCUCAAAUUUGAUAAUAGAAAAUAUUGACAAUAGCUACACAUUCUCUUUGUAAAUAUGAAAUAAACAUGUUUUAACUUUACUUAAAAUCAUACACACUACAUGGGAUCGCAAUAUAAAUAUAUAAUGUCAUUAAAAAAACUUUCAAUCCUUUCUUUUAUUGUCCUGUUCUAGGAAAAGCAGCUUUCCAUACAUAGUCUAUUUAUUCUGUUAUUCAAGUUUCAACUAUUCAGUUAUGAUUUCACAGCUUUCAAAAUAAAUUCAAGGAUGAGCAAUUGUAUAUCUUUAAUUUAAGAGCAUUAGAAUAGUAAGUUUAUAGAUACUUUAGCCAAACAUUUACAGACUCCUUCAGAAUAAUCAUUUGCUCUUUUCGUAUCAAUAAUGUUUAAUGUGCUACAGAAAAACUCCUCAAUAACCCAAUGAACCAAACUUAAAGAAAAUACGUUUUUGUCUGAAAAAUUUCGCAAAGAAA